AGUUCGCCGGCUCCAUUCAAUCCAAACGGUCGCGAACACGACUUAGAAACGAUCGUCUCGUUGAUUUCGUCCGCACGUCGCAGCGUUUGUGUGGCUGUUAUGGAUCUUAUACCUCAGACGUUGUACAUGGGACCCAAUAACAGCUACUGGCCCGAUAUUGACGAUGCGCUCCGUUCGGCUGCUUUUCGAGGUGUAGCUGUGAGGCUUUUGGUCAGCCACUGGAAUCACUCUCGCCCAGCCGAGCUAGCGUUUCUCAGAAGUCUAGUUGCAAUUAACGAUGGUUUGCCGGCGAAAACAGGACACAGCGGAAGCAUCAGUGUGCGAAACAGCAAAAAUACUCAAUUCGCACGUGUAAAUCACAACAAAUACAUGGUUACCGAUCGAACAGCCUAUGUUGGAACAUCCAACUGGGCUGGUGACUAUUUCAUUUCGACGGCAGGUGUGGGUGUGGCCAUGACCAGUGUCGGAGGAAAGGGUGUUGUUCAGCAGCUACAAGCUGUUUUCGAUCGAGACUGGAACUCACCCUAUGCAGCUGAUCUUUGA
This is a messenger RNA of Ostertagia ostertagi, 543 nucleotides long. The record is from the annotation of a GenBank genome assembly. NCBI's taxonomy places the organism in Eukaryota, Metazoa, Nematoda, Chromadorea, Rhabditida, Trichostrongylidae.